Molecule: messenger RNA, 1923 nt
Organism: Cotesia congregata
Lineage: Eukaryota; Metazoa; Arthropoda; Insecta; Hymenoptera; Braconidae
Source: the annotation of a GenBank genome assembly
UGCAAAUGGCGUUUUGUUCGAGAAAAAGGAUACAAAUAUGGAGAUAAAAAGAGAAGGAAACAUAACGAAGCGAAGAACGAGUGUAAAAUCAAAUCGAAAUUGAGUACGAGUUCUGGUUCGGGGAUGAUGCAGCAGGCGUCUAACGGGGCAGCGGUCUCCAACGUCCCGCAGCAAAAUGGAGCUAAUUUAGACAGUAGCGAGUCUCACGCAAACGGCAACGCGGUGCCUCGCUGUGACGGCGAUGUCAAUGGAGUUAAUGGUGAGAGUAAUCAAACUCUAGAAUCGCCUAAAGUUAUGGACAAAACCAAUCAAGAUAUUGUAAGACUCAUUGGCCAGCAUUUGAAAGCAGUCGGACUUGACCGAACUGCUGAUUUGUUGAUGCAAGAAUCGGGAUGUCGAUUGGACCACCCGUCAGCGGCCAAGUUCCGCCAGCACGUAAUGGACGGGGAUUGGAGCAAAGCUGACCACGAUUUGGACGAACUCAAGUCCUUUUUAAACAACCCGAACCAGAGUGUUGUCGAAAUGAAAUUUUUAUUGCUCGAACAAAAGUACCUGGAGUUUCUCGAAGAAGGCCUUGUUUUGGAGGCGCUGCAUGUGCUUCGCAACGAAUUGACUCCUUUAGGACACAACACAGGACGUGUCCAUCAGCUGUCGGCUUUUAUGAUGUGCAGCGGGCGAGAUGAACUUCAGACACGUGCUGGCUGGGACGGCAAAGGCUCAGCAUCACGUACAGCUUUGAUGGACAGAUUACAAAGGUAUUUACCACCAUCGAUAAUGCUCCCUCCGAAGCGACUGCAGUCGCUGCUCUGCCAAGCGGUCGAGAUGCAGAAUCAGCAGUGUACCUAUCACAUUACAUCGAAUCAACCGACACUGGAGAGUGUCUCACUGCUGGUCGACCACAGCUGCAGUAAGGAACACUUUCCUUCUUACACAACCCAGGUGCUCAAUGACCACUGUGAUGAAGUAUGGUACUGUAAAUUCUCCCCGGAUGGAUUGAAACUAGCAACUGGCUCUAAAGACAUGACCCUCAUCAUUUGGGACGUCGACCCAGAGACAUUAAAAGUUACGCACAGAAAAACUCUAGAGGGCCAUACCUACGGAGUAGCUUUGAUUGCUUGGAGUCCAGACAGCAGUCACUUGAUAGCUUGCGGACCCGAGGACUGUCCGGAGCUCUGGCUUUGGAAUGUCGAUACUCCAGACUGUGAAUUGAAGUUUAAGCUGACUCACAGCACCGAGGACUCGCUGACUGCGUGUGCUUGGCAUCGCGACGCCAACAAAUUUGUUACUGGAGGCCUACGCGGACAAUUUUACCAGUGUGACAUGGACGGUAAUAUUCUUGACUCGUGGGAAGGCGUCAGAGUUAAGUGUCUGUGGUGUCGCAGCGAUGGCAAGACCGUUUUAGCUGCUGACACUCAUCAUCGUAUUCGGGGAUACAAUUUCGAUGAACUUUGCGAUUUUACAAUUCUCCAAGAGGAUCAUCCGGUGAUGUCAUUCAGCGUAAACAAGGCUGAUCGGUUGGUGCUGCUAAAUGUUGCCAACCAGGGUGUACACUUAUGGGACCUGCAGGACAGAUGCCUCGUCAGACGUUUCCAAGGCGUCACUCAAGGGCAUUUUACAAUUCACAGUUGCUUUGGUGGUGUCAAUCAGGACUUUAUUGCUUCUGGUAGUGAAGAUCACAAAGUCUAUGUUUGGCACAUUAAACGUGAACUGCCAAUUGCUGUUUUAACUGGGCACAGUAGGACUGUUAAUUGUGUAUCAUGGAAUCCAGUGUAUCAUCAAAUGAUGGCUUCAGUGUCUGAUGAUUGCACUGUACGGAUAUGGGGACCAAGAUCAGCAUCCCCGGAUCGUCCAGACAGUACUAAAACUGCCUCGCCAGACAGUAAUUCGUCGAAUGGAAGUGGCUGGCAUGAAAUGGUGUCGUAG